GGUGUUUCUGCGCUGCUGCUGUGAACCUGCCCGUGGUCGAGAGAUGGCCUCACGCCGAGUUUAGGACUGAACGACAGGCCAGGCUUCGAGUUCAGUGGCUGGAACCCCUUGCAGAUUCAUACUGGGUGCUACGGUCGGACACGCGGUAACCAUGGGACACGGAGUAGGCUGAACGACCUGGACUUCACCAACACACACAUACACACACCAUACGCCUCAACCCCCUGUGUAGGACAUGGCCACAUCGUCGGGUGGUGAGGACUGCGGCAACGACUGUGGAGGCCUGUCUCAGCUGCACGCCCAAGUGGUCUGUGCCAAGUUGCGGCGUAAGAAGAACUGGUUUGGGACGGUGGUGUAUGUGGAGGUGACGGGGGAGGGAGGGGAGUCUCGCAGGACCAGCAAAGCCCACAGCACACACAACCCCCGCUGGGACGAGGCUCUGCUACUGAAUGUAACACCACAGACGCAUCUGGAGUUCAAAGUGUGGAGUCACCAUGCCCUGAAGGCGGACGCGGUGCUGGGCAGAGCCACGCUGGACCUGCGCCUCGCACUGGAGCAGAACAGCAGCAGACUGGAGCGUCUGAAGCAGGUGCUACCCCUGACGGCGGAGGGGAAGAGUGGCGUGGUGAACGCAGGGGAGCUCACCCUCAUCCUCGACGGCCUUAGCGUGGACGCAGAGACGCUUCACAACAGCAGCACAACAACAAACACAACCAAAACACAGCAGAAUGGAGAUGCCAUCCACGAGAAUGGAGGAGAUGCUCCGUCAACAAGGGCUCAAAACAGUGGCUCUAAUGGUGUGGAUAGCGACUCAAGCUCCGCCCCUAUCGUCAACGGCGACACAGACUCCUUAUCCCCCUCCCACCAGCCUGCACCAGUCCCCAUGCAGACAGACAGCGAUGGUGGGGCACAGACAGUAAAUGGCUCAGACAGUGCGGUAGUGCCAUGCACAGAGGAGAUGCCAGCGGCAGGCGGUUCGGACGAGGAGCGUGACGGAGCAGCAGUGACGUUGGCGUCAGCAGCAUCAGUAUCUGCAUCAUCAGGGGACCCCUCGACAGCCGCUCCUCCUCCUCUGCCCUCCUCCUCCUCCUCCUCCUCCCCCGCUCCGGAGGCCGCCCCCUCUUCAACGGCCGCUGGUGCAGCCGGAGCUCCUCCCCCCGCCUCCUCCUCCUCCAACGCCUCCUCCACAGCCUCCCCCUCCACCACGGCCUCGGGCUCCACGCAAGCCGCCAAGCCUCGCCAGCAGGGACAGCAGCAGCAGCAGCCGGCCCCCAACGCGGCCGUCACGUCAGAACCCCUUCCUCCUGGGUGGGAGCAGAGGAAGGAUCCACACGGCAGGACGUACUACGUCGACCACAACACGCGAACCACCACAUGGGAGAGACCACAGCCACUUCCCCCAGGGUGGGAGCGGCGUGUGGAUGACCGGGGGCGUAUCUACUAUGUGGACCACAACACACGCACCACCACCUGGCAGCGGCCCACCAUGGAGUCGGUGCGCAACUUCGAGCAGUGGCAGAGCCAGCGCAGCCAGCUGCAGGGCGCCAUGCACCAGAUCAACCAGAGAUACCUCUACUCUGCCUCCAUGAUGUCUGUGGAGAACGACCCGCUGGGUCCCCUACCUCCUGGAUGGGAACGGCGCGUUGACUCCAAUGACCGCGUGUACUUUGUCAACCAUAACACAAAGACGACACAGUGGGAGGAUCCUCGCACACAAGGGCUGCAGAAUGAGGAGCCUCUGCCAGAGGGUUGGGAGAUCCGUUACACUCGUGAGGGCGUGCGCUACUUCGUAGACCACAACACGAGGACCACAACGUUUAGCGACCCGCGCACGGGAAAAUCAUCUGUGAGCAAAGGUCCUCAGAUCGCCUAUGAGCGCAGCUUCAGAUGGAAGCUGGCCCAUUUCCGCUACCUAUGCCAGUCCAAUGCAUUGCCUAGCCAUGUGAAAAUCACAGUCUCCAGACAGACGCUGUUUGAGGACUCGUUUCAACAGAUCAUGGCCUUAAAGCCUUACGACCUGAGGAGGCGGCUCUACGUCAUCUUCAGAGGAGAGGAGGGACUGGACUACGGUGGCCUGGCAAGGGAGUGGUUCUUCCUGCUAUCUCACGAGGUGCUGAACCCGAUGUAUUGUCUGUUUGAGUAUGCGGGCAAGAGUAACUACUGUCUCCAGAUCAACCCCGCCUCCACCAUCAACCCUGACCACCUGGCCUACUUCUGCUUCAUCGGCAGGUUUAUUGCCAUGGCUCUGUUCCAUGGCAAGUUCAUUGACACAGGCUUCUCCCUGCCCUUCUACAAGCGAAUGCUUAAUAAGAAGCUGAUCCUCAAAGACCUGGAGUCUAUCGACCCAGAGUUCUACAACUCCCUCAUCUGGAUCAGGGAUAACAACAUCGAGGAGUGUGGCCUUGAGAUGUACUUCUCUGUGGACAUGGAGAUCCUGGGCAAGAUCACCUCACAUGACCUGAAGCCCGACGGGGCCGAGCUGCUGGUCACCGAGGAGAACAAGGAGGAGUACAUCGGGUUGAUGGCGGAGUGGCGUUUCUCCCGGGGGGUGGAGGGCCAGACGAAGGCUUUCCUGGACGGCUUCAACGAGGUGGUCCCUCUACAGUGGCUCCAGUACUUCGAUGAGAAGGAGCUGGAGGUGAUGCUGUGCGGUAUGCAAGAAGUGGACCUGCAGGACUGGCAGAGGAACACAGUGUAUCGCCACUACACCAGGAAUAGCAAGCAGAUCAUGUGGUUCUGGCAGAUGGUGAAGGAGGUGGAUAACGAGGUGCGCCUUCGUCUGAUGCAGUUUGUGACGGGCACGUGCAGGUUGCCCCUUGGGGGCUUCGCGGAGCUCAUGGGCAGCAACGGGCCGCAGAAGUUCUGCAUCGAGAAGGUCGGCAAGGACACCUGGCUUCCUCGCAGUCAUACCUGUUUCAACCGGCUGGACCUUCCUCCGUACAAGAGCUACGAGCAACUCAAGGAGAAGCUGCUCUUUGCCAUCGAGGAGACGGAGGGCUUCGGCCAGGAGUAGAGCCUCCCUCACCCCCCAUAUCCACGCUCACCCCACCAUCCUGCGACCCACCCCCCACAGCCCAGCUCUUCUUCCUCCACCCCCACGGGCCCUCACACCAUCCCCCUCUCCAGCCCCCUUCUUCUGCCACACCCCUCCACAUCCUACUCCCCGUCAGCUCCACUCACCAAAUGGAAGAAAAAAAGAAAAGAAAAAAAAAAACAAGCAAAAAAGAAUUGCA
This is a messenger RNA of Engraulis encrasicolus (European anchovy), 3233 nucleotides long. RefSeq names its product NEDD4-like E3 ubiquitin-protein ligase WWP1. The coding region runs from base 236 to 3013 and encodes 925 amino acids. The transcript has 25 exons. Gene Ontology annotation, biological process: protein polyubiquitination; proteasome-mediated ubiquitin-dependent protein catabolic process. Gene Ontology annotation, cellular component: cytoplasm. NCBI's taxonomy places the organism in Eukaryota, Metazoa, Chordata, Actinopteri, Clupeiformes, Engraulidae. The record is from RefSeq and is a predicted model, not a curated record. Gene Ontology annotation, molecular function: ubiquitin protein ligase activity; protein binding.